UUAUGCAAAAACGUAAAUCGGCGGGAUUUUGGCAGCAUUGUUUCCGUCUUGUUAAUUUGUUAAUUCAGUUCAGUCUGUUGAGCAAUAUAAAAAGUGUCGCGUUAUAUUUUUUAUAAAAGUUGUGUUUAAAAGUGUAAAAAAGCGUGUAAAUAUGUUGCAGAGGACUGCUCUAAUUUUAAACCGUGCUCGAGAAAUAACAAACGAGGAGAAGGUAAGUUAUUUUGUAUUGUAAAAAUUACCAGACAUUAUUUUUGAGGUGUAAAUUAAAAACUUAAAUUUUUACAGUAGUUUUGUUUAUCUUUAUUUACUUUAUUUAUAGGAAGAAGGUAUUCGGCAAGAAACAAGUUCGCUUCAGACUUAUACCAACUUAGAACCGUUACAGGAAGUUGAUUUUAACUCAGCAACAGAUAUUAGUGAGCUAUGUUAUUAUAAGUUUUAAUGUUUAACUAAGUUUUGUUAAUUUUUACUUAUUGUUAUUUAUAGAAAGAAAGUACUCAUACAGCAGCUGUUUCCCCAAAGACUUACAGCGAUUUACAAACGGUUCGGGAAGUGGAAUUUAAUCUAAAAUUACCAGACAUAAUUUAUGAGGAAGGAAGUAAUUCGGAUGGAUAUUCAAACAAGGAAAAUGAAAUAGGUGACGUAAGAGUAAUGGAUGAUAAUCAAAAUCAAGAAGAAGACCGACAGUCGGGUCGGAAAGAAUAUCGUCAAGAUUUAAAUUUUGUCAACAGAGAUAUUAAUGAAGAUAACAAUAUAGUAGAGAUGGAGCAAUCCGAUAAAGGAGAAAAUGAUGGGGAACAGAAUGGCGUAAAAUCUAAAGAAAAAAAAUAUCAGGGCCGUCCAAAAAAAGGGAGAAAGAGAAAGUUCCCUAGUCAGAAUAGAGAAAUCCGCAAAAAACACUGCAUUCAAAAUAAAUCAUACUUUACACAAAAAGGAGAAAUGAAACUAAAAAAAGAGUUUCGUCAGUAUUUGUGCAAAUGCGACUGUCUAUCGAAAGUUGGCAUUGAAAAUGCUAAACAAGAAUACGACAAAUUUUAUGAAGUAAGUUCGCAUGAUGCUCAACGUGCCUUAAUUUGCGCCAUGGUUCAAGAAGGUCAAAUAAAAAGAAAAAGAAAACAAAAUUCUACUAAAAAAAUGCACUCCAGGGUGUACAAUAUUAAUGGCCACGUAGUUUGCAAAACAUUUCUGUUGCAAACCCUAAGAAUUUCGAGUGCAAAAGUGGAUAAUGCCUUAAAAUAAAAAAAAAAGGAUAGAAGGAGUUAAAGACUUAAGAGGAAGAGCAGGCGGAAAAAAUAAAAUAUCAGAAGAACGAUUGCAAGAAAUAUUAGAACAUAUUGAACAAUUUCCAAAAUAUAAGUCUCAUUAUGCAAGGGAAAAAACAAGUUCAAUGUACUUACGAGCAGACACUACAUUGCCCAUUAUGUACGAUUUGUACAAGCACCAAGUUAAUAAUUCACCUGUGUCGUUUUCGAAGUACAAAAACGUUUUUUUAACUCAUUUUAAUUUCAGAAGAAAACCACUGAAAAAAGACACUUGUAACCUUUGUGACAAAUUAGAAAUUCUAAUAAACAACAGCGCCACAGAAGAACAAGUUAAAUAUAAAACUGAGAGAGAUAACCACAUCGAUUCCGCUGAAGAAGCAAGACAAGCUUUAAAUGCAGACAGAAAGCGUGCAAAAUUUGACGAACAACUUGAAGUAUUGUGUUUUGAUAUGGAAAAAACACUGCCUCUUCCCCGUAUACCUACAAAUGUAGUUUUUUACAAACGCCAACUUUGGCUUUAUAAUCUAGGUAUACAUACAGCUAAACAUAAUAAAGGCCAUUGUUAUGUGUGGUUAGAAGGCGAAGCCGGCAGAGGGGCCCAAGAAGUUGGCUCUUGUUUAUUUAGACAUGUGUUGAAAGCUAGAGAUAUGGAGGCAUGUAAACAUUUAAUUUUGUGGUCGGACAGCUGUGGAGGGCAGAACCGAAACAUUAAAAUAGUUUUGAUGUUAAAUGCCAUUUUUGAUGUGCAUCCUUUACUGGAAAGAAUCACUUUACGUUUCCUUACAUCUGGCCAUAGUUUUUUGCCAAAUGAUACAGAUUUUGGUGACAUUGAAUGCGCCUUAAAAUUCCAACAAAGAAUGUAUUCACCGGUAGACUACAUGAAUGUAAUGAGUUCGUGCCGAAAAAAAAAAUCCUCUAAUCGUUCACAAAAUGAAGAAGGAACACUUUUUCGGUACUUGUAAUUUGGAAAAAAAAAUCGUCAAUAGAAAAGUGGAUAUCUUUAAUAAUAAAAUUAAUUGGCUUAAAUUCAAAGAGAUUGAACUCAGAAAAGAAUGCCGCGAAAAACUUUUUGUUAAAUAUUCUUUCCACGAAGAAGCUCAUGAGAUAAGUCUACAAAAGAAACGAGGAAGACCAUCAUCAGAACUUUAUCAAAAUUUUAAAGAAUCACUUGUGCUGCUAUGGCCAGAUGGGAAGCCAAUACCAGAUAAAAAACUUGAGGAUCUAAAAUUUUUGCUUAGCCUUAUUCCAAAAGAUGCCAAAGAGUUUUACAAAAAAUUGACUGGUGAUCCAAAUAUGGAAGAUGAUAUAGAUGGGUUAAAUGGACCUCUUGAUUUUGAUCUUGAAGAUGAUGAACUUUAGUAAGGUCUUAUACCAAUUUUGUUUUUAUAUCAGACUACAGUUUUAUAAGAUAGUAACUAUCUUAUGAUACAACACUGUUGUUAUGAUUAGUUUUACAAUGUAGUUUUGUCAUAAAACAAUAAAAAUAUUCUAUAAACCACAUGUUUUAAUUCGCAUAAACCUCCCAAGCGACAGUUUUGUUUAGUAAACGACUUAUGCAAAUUAUUAAAAUGUUAAUAACGAAAAAAGCAAUACGCGACCAAACGCCAUUUUUGUCUAUAUCAGCUAAAAUAUAAUUUUAAAACUUUAAAUAAUAAUACAACAAAAUUCAUUUUACCGUUUUUAAAAAUAUAUCUAAAAAUCAAAUUUUUAAAAUGUUAAAUAGAUUUUUCAGAACGCCAUAAACUUAAAUUCAUUUUUCUCAAAAAGGUAAAAGUGGCGCUUGGUCGAGUUAUGCAUAACGCGGUCCAAAUAUAAAUAUGGAUUAACUUAACAUUAUAUUUUUUAUACUGCAAAAUAUUU
Molecule: messenger RNA, 3119 nt
Organism: Diabrotica virgifera virgifera (western corn rootworm)
Lineage: Eukaryota; Metazoa; Arthropoda; Insecta; Coleoptera; Chrysomelidae
Exons: 2
Coding region: 1385-2221 (278 amino acids)
Source: RefSeq, a predicted model, not a curated record